Molecule: messenger RNA, 420 nt
Organism: Diaporthe citri
Lineage: Eukaryota; Fungi; Ascomycota; Sordariomycetes; Diaporthales; Diaporthaceae
Exons: 2
Coding region: 1-420 (139 amino acids)
Source: RefSeq, a predicted model, not a curated record
AUGGUUGUCGUGCCCAGCACGCCCAUCAUCCCCGCCUCUUUCAAUACUCUUCUCUCUGCCUACACCGGCCCGGUCAUCUUUGGUCCGCGCUCGGCCGCGCUCACCGCCAAUUUCUCCUACGCCCCGGGAAUCCAGCCGUCACUUCGACAUCGCAGCAUCGUGCAGGCAAGCCGAUGGCCUGUGUAUCCGAAGACUCCUGCAAAUGCUAGUAUAAGUGACCUCACCGGGAAGGCGGCGAGCAAGGCUAAUGACCUCGGUCGCUCGCUGAGGUUACUGCGACGAGGGAACCUGCUCUGGGCUUUCAACUACGGCACCGACAGCGUGGCAGCCCCGGAUGUGGGGGUUGAUGCUGAAUUGAUCAUGGGAGAGGCAGAGAAUAUACCGGCCGCCGGUGUGUCGGUCUGGGAAGUCGGUGCUUAG